This is a messenger RNA of Salvia hispanica, 2848 nucleotides long. Its product is annotated as putative late blight resistance protein homolog R1B-14. Lineage: Eukaryota; Viridiplantae; Streptophyta; Magnoliopsida; Lamiales; Lamiaceae. Gene Ontology annotation, biological process: defense response to other organism. Gene Ontology annotation, molecular function: ADP binding. The record is from RefSeq and is a predicted model, not a curated record.
UUCUCCCUCGAGGACAUUUCUGCAAAAUAUGGCUUAUGCUGUUUGCCAUUCACUCAUCCAAACCAUAGACCGAAUCCUGAAUCUCGACCCUCAAAAGUACCCUAUCUCCGAUGAUGGAAAGAAACAGAUUAAAGAUCUUCUUGCACGGAUCGAAUUCAUCAAACUUUUCCUCCAAAAGUAUCCCAAGGAAGCAGCGACUUUCCUAACGGAUGUCACCAACGCCGCCAACCAAGCCGAAGACGUGAUGGAGCACUUCAUCUACGAGCACUACCGCUGGAACCUCCAGGCCGAGAAAAUGGCCGCUGUCGGCCGCCCACGAAAUCGUACAGAGAUUCUGUACGAUUUCCGUGAGCUGUACAUAGUGAUGGCGAAAAUAUCCCCCAUCGCUCAACAGAUGGCGGAGAUCCAACAUAAAGAGGAGCAGCAGCACGGUUUGCGUCCAGCAACGACGAUGAGCUCGUCCGCCCCGGUGUCCCAGCCUGAUGUUGAUACUGAGACGGUUGGCCUCGAGGAGUACUUGAAGACUAUUAAAGGUUUGAUUUGUGGACAGCCGUCGUCCCAACGCCAGAUCAUCCCCAUCACGGGGAUGGGCGGGAUUGGGAAGACCACUCUGGCUAGAACUGUUUAUAACGAUGAGGACGUCAUCAAUGAGUUUCCUGUCCGCGCUUGGAUCGUUGUGUCUCAUAAUUAUAAAGUGGAAAAUAUUUUUGGGGAGCUUCUGUAUGCCUUGGAGAAACAAAUCCCUGAUGAUCUUGUGGACAAAAGUCAGACAGUGGAGAAUAAACUGCACAGGAUCUUGACGUUGCAGAAGUACCUGAUUGUGGUGGAUGAUCUGUGGAGCGCCAAGGCGUGGGACGACAUAAGGAAGGCGUUUGGCGACCCCAAUAAGCGUGAUGGGAGUCGGAUUGUGAUCACCACCAGGGAUGAGACUGUGGCUGCUCAUGUCACGUUUUCCUCUCCUCACAAGAUAAAGCUCUUGAGUCCUGAGAAUAGUUGGAUUCUCCUCAAGAAAAAGGCGUUUCGAUACAGGGAACUGGAACCGGAUAUGGAAAAGAUCGCGUGGGAAGUUGUUGCCGGUUGUGAAGGAUUGCCCCUUGCGAUCGUGCUUAUUGGAGGUAUCUUAUCAGAAGCGGAAAUGGAAGCAUGGGGUGACAUUGCAAAAGAUGUGAAAUCCGCUGUUGAGAGUACUACUGAGUUCGGAAAGAGAAUUGCGUUGAGUUACACAUAUCUACCUGUUGAUUUGAGGCCGUGUUUCUUAUACAUGGGUGGUUUUCCGGAAGAUCAAGAGAUCCGGAUCUCGAAGCUUAUCAAGUUAUGGAUAGCGGAAGGAUUCGUUGGAAACGAAAAUGAGGCUAAAGAUCACUUGUACAAGCUUGUGAGGAGAAAUCUGCCUGUGAUCACAUCUCUCAAGCCCAACGCCGAUUUCAAAAGCUGCAGCAUGCAAAAAAUGGUCUUUGAUAUGGCCAAAUCACAGGCUCUAGAUGAGAACUAUGAGCGACGGCUGAGUAUUGGUCAUCAGGAUCUCACGCGCCUUGCUAGAGCUUACGCCUCAACCCUGCGCUCGUGUUUGACCUUCCAGCCUAGUGAGAGCUCAUUAGGUGUACUGCGAAAGUUCAAGUUGUUGAGAGUGCUGGAUGUGGUGGAGACUGACGCGUACUCACUCCCAGCUCCCGUGUUCGAGCUGUUUCAUCUGAGGUACCUUGCGUUCGGGUGUCCAAUGGAGGUUCCGCACGCCAUAUCAAGGCUUCAAAAUCUUCGCGCUUUGAUAGUUCGUCCGAGCAAGAGAUCGAGGAACCACUCAAACGACAACGUGGAUCUACCACUGGAGAUCUGGAUGAUGCCGCUUUUGACUCAUCUUGUCUCCUCUUUUGAUCUUCUGCCCCAUCCAAAAGGAGCAGCUUCUGCUUUGAAGGAGCUGCUCACACUGUCUUUGGUGAAGAAGCUGAUAUGUACGGAACAGAUUAUGGGUUUAAUUCACAAUUUGAAGAAAUUGGCAAUCACUUAUUUUGGAGACAAAUAUCAGAAUGAAGACUAUCAGCUCAAAAAUCUGUGUCUCCUGACUCAACUUGAGAAGUUGACACUAGUUGUGCAGAAAGGCUCUCUUCUUAUGAUGAAAGCUAAGCCUGUUUUCCCGAAGUCGUUGAAGAAGUUAACCUUGAGCGGUUGGCGAUUCCCUUGGGAAGAUAUGAAGGCUAUUUCUGCUCUGCCCGAGCUUCAAGUGCUCAAACUGAGAGAUCAUGCCUUUGAAGGCGGUGCGUGGAGCACUUUUGACUAUGAGAGUGCUUAUGAAGACGUGGAACUGUUUGAUAAACUGGAAUAUAUGCUAAUUCAGGAAUCUGAUUUGGAGGAUUGGGAGACUGAAAAGGACCAUUUCCCAGCACUGAAGCGGCUAGUGCUCAAUCGUUGUGAUAAGCUAAAGGAGAUUCCGGAAGACAUAGGAAGAAUUUUAGAACUUAAGCUGAUCGAGGUUGAUCGUGCAAACAAAUCUCUUGUCGAGUGUGUCAGAGGGAUCCGCGACAAGCAGGAGCAGGACUAUGGCAGAGUCCUUCAAGUUCGACUGUUAUAAGCUUUUUAGAUGUAUUGACAAGAAGCUGAGAUAUGGUGGAUUUGAAGAUCAAGGUUUCUAAUCAAAGGUUUUAUGCUCUGCUCUGGAGAAGCAUCACCCUUUGUGUUUUAUUUUGUGUCUUGUUUUCAUUUUUUAGAUUUAUGUUUAUGUACUUGAAAAUGUUUGUAACAGUCGAAAGGUCUUCAAACGUAGAGCAUAAUCAUGCUGGGACACAAUGGUGUAUGAUUUGUCGAUGAAAAUCACAUUGAGAAAGAACCAACAAAGAAAAUUCAUGAAGAUUAA